Molecule: messenger RNA, 1314 nt
Organism: Meriones unguiculatus (Mongolian gerbil)
Lineage: Eukaryota; Metazoa; Chordata; Mammalia; Rodentia; Muridae
Product: class II histocompatibility antigen, M beta 1 chain
Exons: 6
Coding region: 237-1016 (259 amino acids)
Biological process (GO): positive regulation of T cell activation; immunoglobulin production involved in immunoglobulin-mediated immune response; antigen processing and presentation of exogenous peptide antigen via MHC class II
Cellular component (GO): lysosomal membrane; late endosome membrane; MHC class II protein complex
Molecular function (GO): MHC class II protein complex binding
Source: RefSeq, a predicted model, not a curated record
CUUUCCCUUUGGGACCCAGGAUUUGGUUGAGUUUUCGGGUGUAAGUUUAGGCUCUAAGGAGGGGCCAAGGGACUUGGGGCCAGGUCUGAGCAAGGAGCAAGGGACCUGAGCAACAGGCACCACAUUCACCUCGGUGUGUGAAGACCGUUUGUCCAGGCUGGGGCAGGAAAAGCCCAGAGGCCCCUGCCAGAGCUGCCCCAGGGGCCAGACCUUCCUGCACCUUCCGAGAGUGGAACAUGGCCGCACUCCUGCUGCUGCUCAGCCUCAGCCUGGGCUGUGUGGGCGUAGGUGGCUUUGUGGCUCACGUGGAAAGCACCUGCCUGCUGGAUGAUGACGGGGUUCCGAAGGACUUCACCUACUGCGUCUCCUUCAACAAAGACCUGCUGGCCUGCUGGGAUCCGGAGGAAGGACACGUAGCCCCCUGCGAAUUCGGGACGCUGGCUAACUUGGCCAUGUUCAUUUCACAGUACCUCAACAAAGACGACAGCCUGAUCCAGCGCUUGCACAAUGGCCUCCAGGACUGUGGGACGCACACCCAGCCCUUCUGGGAUGCGCUGACCCACAGAACGCGACCGCCAUCUGUCCAAGUAGCCCCAGCCACUCCCUUUAACACGAGGGAGCCUGUGAUGCUGGCCUGCUACGUCUGGGGCUUCUAUCCGGCGGACGUGACCAUCGUCUGGAUGAAGAAUGGGCAGCUAGUCUCUCCUCACGGCGGCAGCAAGACGGCCCAGCCCAACGGAGACUGGACAUACCAGGCCGUCUCCUACCUAGCCCUCACCCCCUCCUAUGGGGAUGUCUACACCUGUGUGGUGCAGCAUGCCGGGACCCCCAAGCCCGUCCGUGAGGACUGGAUGGUCGGGCUGUCCCCCAUCCAGACGGUGAAGGUCUCUGUGUCUGCAGCCACCCUUGGCCUGGGCGUCAUCGUCUUCUGUCUUGGUUUGUUCAGCUGGCGGAAGUCUCGCUCCUCCAGCUACAUUCCUCUCCCAGGAUCCACGUACCCGGAAGGAUGGCACUAGAGGCAGAACUGCACGUUGAGAAGGAGAUUCUUGAGGAGGCCUCCGUACCCCCAACGUCUUCAGGACUCCCCGCCUUCUGGCGUCAUAGUUCCCUCUACUGCGUUCCCCUCCCCAUGUAAAUGUUAGCAGCUCUGGGUGGGUCGGGGGGUCUCCAUAGUCCAGUCAUGGUCGCAGGCUGUUUUCCCAAGGUGAACUGGUCUGAGGAGGGGGUUCAAGGCCCUGGUGAAGGCUGCACCUCGUCACAGCAGGCCAGUAUGUCAUCGGUGAUCACGCCUAAGAAAUAAACUGGAGGAAUUAC